Messenger RNA from Lachnellula hyalina, 816 nucleotides. It is a transcript of the gene kapC, whose product is annotated as putative transcription factor. The transcript is spliced from 4 exons. Gene Ontology annotation, cellular component: RNA polymerase II transcription regulator complex. NCBI's taxonomy places the organism in Eukaryota, Fungi, Ascomycota, Leotiomycetes, Helotiales, Lachnaceae. The coding region runs from base 1 to 816 and encodes 271 amino acids. The record is from RefSeq and is a predicted model, not a curated record. Gene Ontology annotation, molecular function: transcription cis-regulatory region binding; DNA-binding transcription activator activity, RNA polymerase II-specific.
AUGCAGUCAAUUGCGCCUGCACCAAUGCCACAGAGCAUGCAGAAUCAGGACAUGAGUGCAGAUAAUGACUUAAGAGCCCAGCUCGCAGCUGUCAUUAGUACCCAGCAACACGCUUCCCAUGGCUACAACGACGGGCCAGCAUCGAGCAGCGCAAGUCCCCACGACCACAACAUCGACCCUGCCAUCGGCGGCCCAGGCCAUCCAGGAUCCGGAGGAAUGAUGAGUACGGGCGGCGACGGCAGCGGCGACGACAGCCUGGGCGAUGGGCGCAAAGGAGGGAAGCGCGAGCUCUCGCAGUCGAAGCGCGCUGCGCAGAACCGUGCAGCUCAGCGAGCUUUCCGCCAGCGCAAAGAGGGUUAUAUCAAGAAGCUUGAGGAGCAGGUCCGCGAAAUGCAUGCGUUGGAGGAGAACUACAAGUCCAUACAGUCGGAGAACUACUCGUUGAGGGAAUAUAUCAUCCACUUGCAAUCCCGCCUCAUCGAGUCGCAAGGCGAGUUCCCUCAACCACCACCCAAUGUGGACCUUCGCCAUCCCCAUGCCCGUCAACAACAACAAGAUCAUAUAGAACAACCUUCUCGUCAUGAAGGAGGUGCCCCGGUCGCGCCCAUGGCAUCGAUGAGUCAAUUAAAUGCUUCCGCUGCUCGCAAUCUUGCUGCCGCGGGACUAAAUUCUGGCAAGCAUGCUGCACCAGAAGAGCACGGAGGAUACGAUCACAAGAGAUACAAAGACAAUCCUGCAGAUGAAGCUGCAGACGAGGAAAUCAUUCGGUCUCAGCUACAAGCUUCUGAGGGCCUUCCGACUUCAAUGUCCGUGUAG